Molecule: messenger RNA, 2191 nt
Organism: Tachyglossus aculeatus (Australian echidna)
Lineage: Eukaryota; Metazoa; Chordata; Mammalia; Monotremata; Tachyglossidae
Gene: IRF5
Product: interferon regulatory factor 5
Exons: 8
Coding region: 16-1518 (500 amino acids)
Biological process (GO): regulation of transcription by RNA polymerase II; immune system process
Cellular component (GO): nucleus
Molecular function (GO): protein binding; DNA-binding transcription factor activity, RNA polymerase II-specific; RNA polymerase II cis-regulatory region sequence-specific DNA binding
Source: RefSeq, a predicted model, not a curated record
UGCCACCCCCGCGCCAUGAACCUGCCGGUGCCGCCCCCUCCACGCCGAGUGCGGCUGAAGCCCUGGCUGGUGGCCCAGGUGAACAGCCGCCAGUACCCGGGGCUGCAGUGGGUCAACGCCGAACGCAGGCUCUUCUGCAUCCCCUGGCGCCAUGCCACCCGCCAUGGGCCCCCGCAGGACGAUGACAACACCAUAUUCAAGGCCUGGGCCAAGGAGACGGGCAAGUACACGGAGGGGGUGGAUGAGGCGGAUCCGGCCAAGUGGAAGGCCAACCUGCGCUGUGCCCUGAACAAGAGCCGCGAAUUCAGCCUGCUGUACGACGGGCCUCGGGACACGCCACCUCAGCCCUACAAGAUCUACGAGGUCUGUGCCACCGGCCCCACCCCGCCAGGGUCCUUGAUGGGCGAGGAGUAUGGCUGUGGUCCAGGGGAGGAAGAGGAAGAAGAAGAGGAGCUGCAGCAAAUGCUACCAACUCUGAGUAUCACAGACCAGGGCCAGGUCCCAGUCCCGGUCCCGGCUAUGCAGCCCUACCCCUGGCUGAAGCACGAGCUGAAAUGGCCGCCCGGCUACGAGCCGCCCUUGGGUUUGGGCCCCUCCCCUGCUGCGGCGGCGGCCCUGGCCCUUCCCCCUGGACCCCCUGCUGGCUUCGGGGAGCUGCUUCCAGGGGGCUUGCCAGGCCUGGAGCCCGGACCCCUGGGCUCCAACCCCGCUCCUCCUGCGGAACAGUUGCUGCCGGACCUCCUGGUCAGCCCGCACAUGCUCCCACUGACCGACCUGGAGAUCAAGUUCCAGUACCGGGGCCGGCCGCCCCGCGCCCUGACCAUCAGCAACCCCCACGGCUGCCGCCUCUUCUACAGCCAACUGGAGGCCACGCAGGAGCAGGUGGAGCUGUUCGGGCCCGUGAGCCUGGAGCAGGUACGCUUCCCCGGCCCCGAGGACAUCCCCAGCGACAAGCAGCGCUUCUACACCCUCCAGCUGCUGGACGUGCUGGACCGGGGGCUGAUCCUGCAGCUGCAGGGCCAGGACCUGUACGCCGUCCGCCUCUGCCAGUGCAAGGUGUUCUGGAGCGGCCCCUGCGCCAAGCCCGACCACCCCGGCCCCAACCCCAUCCAGCGCGAGAGGAAGACCAAGCUCUUCAGCCUCGAGCAGUUCCUCAACGAACUCAUCCUGUUCCAGAAGGGCCAGGUGCCCACCCCGCCGUCCUUUGAGAUCUUCUUCUGCUUUGGCGAGGAGUGGCCGGAUCUCAAGCCGCGGGAGAAGAAACUCAUCACCGUGCAGGUGGUGCCCGUGGCAGCCCGGCUGCUGCUGGAGAUGUUCUCGGGGGAGCUGUCCUGGUCGGCCGACAGCAUCCGGCUUCAGAUCUCCAACCCGGACCUCAAGGACAGGAUGGUGGAGCAGUUCAAGGAGCUGCACCAGAUCUGGCAGUCGCAGCAGCGGCUGCAGCCCACCCCAGCUGGACCCUCGAGCCAGGACGCGGGCACGGGACCCUGGCCCAUGCACCCAGCGGGCAUGCGCUAGGAUUGCCGCUGGCAUCGCCUCCCUCUUCUCGCUCGGCCGUGCCCACCGGCCUGCCUCUCCUCAACUCAUGCCGAGGUGCCAACGGGAUGCAGGCCCCUCCCCACCUUGGCCUUCCGGAGUCCUGCUGAGAACCUGCAAGCUGCCCUGGGGAGGAGAGGACAGGCCAGGACAGGACCGGACAGGAGGCCCAGCCCCGGCACGACAGCUGGGAUCACCACUCUGGCUGCUGGGGUAGGUGAUGGAGGCUCCAGGGAAGAGCCAGGGUGGAUGGGGCAGGGCCUCGGAGCUGCCGCCGCCACCGCUAACUUGGGGAGCGCCACUCCCAGUGGGUGCCACCUUGCACCUGGGGGGAAUUGCUAGUGGUGUCGGUCCAGAGAAGCCCCGAUUGCCCCCGCUCCCCGACUCCGGGGCUGUAGCGCUGCCCUCUCUCAGCUGCACGAGGUGCAAGUGGCUGGGACAUCCCAAGUAGGGGUGCAAACUGCAGGGAUGGUUUCUGGUAGAGGGCAGGGGUCCCCUCACAUGGCCCUCUGAGCCGCCCCGGUCUCCCUGAGGCAAAGGGGAAGCUGAGGACAGGUUCCUCCAGCUGGCUACAAGUAGCUGCCCUAGGGGCAGGGGACCACGGGACUGGUUAUGGGGCCUGAGCUGCUUUGUUAAAUAAACUUCCUUAGACUUG